AUGGCCCGGCGGAGCGUGCUCUCCAUCCGCAUCGUGGAGGGCAGGAACCUGCCCGCCAAGGACAUGUGCUCAGGGCUGCACCGGGUGCAGACGGAGGGCGAGGUGAUCGAGCAGGGCCGCCAGCACCUCCAGUCCUACCUGGGCGAGCUGCUGGGUGCCAUUGUCAAGUCAGCCCCAGCGUGUCCCCCCAUCAUCCGCGCCGCUUUCCGGCAGCUCUUCCAGCGCGUCGGGGAGCGCUUCCCCCAGCACCAGCAUGCCAAGUUUGUGGCCGUCACCAGCUUCCUCUGCCUCCGCUUCUUUUCACCGGCCGUCAUGACCCCCAAGCUCUUCCACCUGCGGGAGACGCACGGCGAUGCGCGCACCAGCCGCACACUGCUGCUUCUGGCCAAGGCUGUCCAGAUAGUGGGCAACAUGGAGCCAGCGGCCGGGCGGGCCAAGGAGGCCUGGCUGGCCCCGCUGCUGCCCGCCCUGCAGCAGGGCAUCGCCCAGAUGAAGGACUUCAUCACCCGGCUGGUGGGGAUGGAGGAAGAGGAGGAGGAGGAGGAGGAAGGUGAGGGGCGGCCGCUGGGCCCCCCUGCCACGGUGGUGAAGGAGGGGCCGCUCUUCGUCCACAAGACGCGGGGCAAGGGGCCACUGCUCGCCGCCGCCGCUGCCAAGAAGGUCCACUUUUGCCUCACUGGGGAGGCCCUCAGCUUCAGCAAGAGCCCCGGUGCUGAGCGUAGCGGCACCAUCCCCCUGGCUGACAUCCUCGCUGCCGAGAAAGUGGAGGAGAAGAGCUUCGGGAGCUCCCAUGUCAUGCAGGUGGUCUAUGUGGGCGCAGGCGGGCAGCAGGAGACAGCCUACCUCCAGUGCAAGUGCGUCAACGAGCUGAACCAGUGGCUGUCCGCCCUGCGCAAGGUGUGCGUCAACAACCCCCGUGUCCUCCGUGCCUACCACCCCGGCGUCUUCCGGGGGGACAAAUGGAGCUGCUGCCACCAGAGGGAGAGGACAGGGCUCGGGUGCGACCGGACGCGGCAUGGCGUCACCCUGCAGGACUGGAGCGACCCCCUGGACCCUGCGGUGGAGGCUCAGCGCCUCUUCCACCACCUCCAGGGCCUCCGAGGGAUCCUCAGGGAAAAGUACUGGGAGCUGCUGGAGCCGGAGAACGCCCAAAACGGCCCCCAGGGUGAAGAUGCCCCCGUCCCCGAAGGGCUGAGCCGGCUUUUCGGGGUGCUGGGGGACCUGGAGGGCUGCCACCGCCUGGCGCAGCCCCCGGCCCCCCCGACCCCCACCCUGCUGCAGCUGCAGACAUGA
Molecule: messenger RNA, 1293 nt
Organism: Nipponia nippon (crested ibis)
Lineage: Eukaryota; Metazoa; Chordata; Aves; Pelecaniformes; Threskiornithidae
Source: RefSeq, a predicted model, not a curated record